This is a messenger RNA of Ascoidea rubescens DSM 1968, 3069 nucleotides long. RefSeq names its product mannose-ethanolamine phosphotransferase LAS21 (gene LAS21). Gene Ontology annotation, cellular component: endoplasmic reticulum membrane. NCBI's taxonomy places the organism in Eukaryota, Fungi, Ascomycota, Saccharomycetes, Ascoideales, Ascoideaceae. Bases 1 to 3069 code for a protein of 1022 amino acids. Gene Ontology annotation, biological process: GPI anchor biosynthetic process. The transcript is spliced from 2 exons. The record is from RefSeq and is a predicted model, not a curated record.
AUGGACAACAAGAGUCCCAGAGAUUUCCACAGCAGCUUCUUUCCCACAAAGAUCUCUUUAUCAGGUCACUCGUCGUUUGAAGAAAUACACAAGAUACCUAUAAUAGGUCAGCUAACUGAUUCAAAUUCAGUUUUUAAUUUUGAAAAGCAAAUAUAUGAUCAGGAUGACACUUUCAAUGCAAUUGACAAAGAAUCUACCAAAAACGAAAAUAAUGCAAAAAAUGAUGUGAAAUUUGAUAAAUUGAUUUUCAUGGUUAUCGACGCUUUAAGAUCUGAUUUCAUCUUCUCAAAUACUUCUUCGAUGAAUUUUAUUCAUUAUUUAAUCAAAAAUAACUUGGCUAUUCCAUUUACUGCUUUCUCGUCACCUCCCACUGUAACUCUACCAAGAUUGAAAUCCUUAUCGACUGGUUCUUCUUCAAAUUUUUUAGAUGCAAUUUUAAACAUCGAUGAAAAUGAAAACUCUUCUUCUUUAAUCAAUCAUGAUACCUGGCUAUACCAAUUUCUAUCCACCAAAAGAGACCAGAAAAAAAAUUUAAAUCUAUCUAUGUUUGGCGACGAUACUUGGUUGAAAUUAUUUCCAAAAUUUUUUAACGACUUUGAUGGAACUUCCUCUUUCUUUGUCAAGGAUUACACUCAAGUCGACAAUAACGUAACAAGACACUUAUUCAAUUACCAUCCUACUACUAAUCAAUUUAUUGGCAUUGAUCAAAAAGUCACCCACUCAGACUUAUUGAUAUUGCACUACCUAGGCUUGGAUCAUAUAGGUCAUAACUACGGUCCCUUUAACCCUAGAAUGGCUCAAAAACAAUUGGAAAUGGACUCAAUAAUCGAAAAAUUAUACAAUAAUCUAGAUAACAAUACUCUAUUCAUAGUCCUUGGUGACCAUGGCAUGAACAACUUGGGUAACCAUGGCGGUUCUUCGUUAUCUGAAACCUCUCCCGGUUUAGUUUUUAUUUCCCCAUUAUUUAAAUCCUUUAAUUUAAAUUCAAUCCCAAAUAAUUCUCCAAAAUCUCCAUUGCCCUACAGCUCAGAUUACUCUUAUCAUACUAAAAUAAACCAAAUCGAUUUAGUCUCAACUUUAUCCACUCUAUUAAAUAUCCCAAUUCCAAAGAAUAACCUAGGUAUCUUUAUCCAAAACUUUUCUCCUUUAUUCAAUAAAAAAAAUUUCCUAUUACAUCUUUUACAAAACUCUUUUCAAUUUAAAAACUUGAUUCAAUCAAAAUAUAAUAAAAAUUUCACUGAAAUUAUCAAUAACAAUACUAAAAACAUUAAUAGCAUUGAUGAUAAUGAUAAUGAUGAUAAUGAUGAUUUUAAUCACUUAAACUUCUUGUGGAAUAACUCAAUCUUAAAACUAAAUAAUCUAUUCAAUUUAAAUCAACUAUUCAACUUAUCUGAAAAUGACUACAACUCUUUAGUCGAUGAUGUAUAUCUUUUUUUAAAACAAUCGCAAUCAAUCUUAGUAAACUCUUCUACAAACUACAACUAUAAUGAACUAAUCAUUGGUCUUGCAUUGGUCAUUUGUUCAACCAUCUUAAUAUCCUUUUGUUACUUCAAAUUUUUUAAUCCUUCUCUUAUACCUUCAUCUUCAUCUUCAUCUUCAUCAAACUUCUCCUUCUCCUCCGUAUCCUUCUUUGUUUUCUCUCUAAUAAUAGGUCUCACAACUUUUGGCUCCUCAAUGAUAGAAGAAGAAUACCAAAUUUGGUGGCUUUCAAUCAUUACCUUUAUCUCUUUAAUAUUCAUUCAAAAUUUUCAGGAUUUCUCAAUUCUUCCUAAAAAUUUCAAAAUCAUCUGCUUUCUCACUCCCUUCUUAAUUAGAUUCAUUAGAUCUUGGAAUAAUUCAGGCCAAAAAUUUAAUUUCAUCUAUUUUAAUCAUUUUUCAUUUUGGUUAAAUGACCAUACUUAUUUAACUUGGUUCUUGAUUCUUGUAACUUUUAUCUCAAAUUGGCUCAUUCUUUUAACUGGUGGCUUCAAUUUAAUCAACUUUUUCAUAAAUUUUCUUUUCACUUUUCUACUAUAUUCAGUAUCCUUUUCAUUCAAAUUAGCUUCAGAUUAUUCAAACAAUACCUUACCCCAAAUUUUCAAAUUUUUGGUUGACCACAUUAUAAUCACUUUACGUGUGGAAAAUGCAAAUGAUACUUUACAUGACUUGGCUAACUUAUUUUACAUGAUAUUUAUCUCAGUUUUUGUAAUAAGAAUUUUGUUUAGAUUCUUUAAUCAAGUCUUGAUAUUCGACCCAAUCGAAUUUAAAACCGGAAUCUUCAAAGGUCAUUUUGAAAGUGAUUAUAGAUUUUUUAAUGAUAUAUCUGGAAUUCUCAACUCCUUUUUAUUAUUUCAGUCUUUAAAGUUAAAUAUUCCCAUGUUUCUACUUUAUUCGAUAAUUCAAUAUUUUAUUGCCGCAACUCUUGAUGAAUAUAUUGAUAAUAAACUAAAAUCUUUUGAAAAUGAACUAAAUGAAUUGAACGGAAAUGAAAAUAACAAUAACAAUAACAUAAACAAAGAUAUCAAAAAUAGUAAAUUCAUAUUCUAUAAAAUGAUAAAUCUACAAUUAAAAAUCACCACAUUCACUACUAUCUUCACUUUAAUUUUACAACACUUGUCAUUUUUUUCAAGUGGCUCAACUAAUUCUCUAUCAACAGUUGAUUUGACAAAUUCGUAUAAUGGGUUGACAAAUUACAACUUGUUUAUAACUGGAGUUUUAACUUUUACCUCCAAUUUUGCAAGCCCAAUUUAUUGGAAUUUCAUAAAUUUAAAGUUAAUUUUUGAAAAUUCGCUAAUGUUGCAUAUUAAAUUAAUGGAUAGAUAUCAAAAUCAACAACUAAAUAAAAAUAAAGAUGAAAAUAAAAAUAUUUUUAGAAAAUUCAAAUUUGAAUUAUUUCUAAGAAAUUUUUCCAUCAAAUUAACAUUUUAUUCUAUUUUUGGAAUGUUUUUGAUAAUAAGUUGUUAUUUAUUAAAGUUUCAUCUAUUUAUCUGGACAGUUUUUAGUCCUAAAUUGCUAUACUUUUUCGUUUGGAAUUUUCUAAUGAAUGGGGCAGUAGAACUUAUCAAUCUAGUCUUAAUUUCCAUUUCAUAA